Messenger RNA from Meloidogyne enterolobii, 967 nucleotides. The record is from the annotation of a GenBank genome assembly. NCBI's taxonomy places the organism in Eukaryota, Metazoa, Nematoda, Chromadorea, Rhabditida, Meloidogynidae.
UUUGUGGAUGGAAGAAGAGAGCACUUCUGAUGACCCUCUAACUCUAAUUAAGCCAACAACUUCAUUCAAUUCCUUCUCACAAAAAUUAUCUUCUUCCCCCCUAUCAGAAAAUACACCAGACUUUAAUAAUUUGAUUGACGAAUUUGUUGAUUUAAGCGAGUGGGGUGCUUUGAGUGAUGGCGAUUUGUGUAUGAGCAGGCAACUGGCUGCUACAAUAGGGCAGGAAGGAGGAGAUGGGAGGGAGGAUGAAGCUAAUUUAGGAAGAAAAGAAGAGGAGAUGAAUAUUGAGGAGAAAAAAGAAGAAAAGGAAGAAAAUGAAGAAAUUGAGGAAGAGGAUGAGUUUGAGGAAGAGGAGGUUGAAUUUAGUGAGAUUAAUCAUGUUGUCAAGCCUAAUGGAAAUUUAAACAAUUCUGUGGGUGAAUGGCACCAGUUUACUGAACAAAACAUUAAAUACGAGAACAACAAUAAUAUUAAUGGGAAUUAUUUAAAUAAUGGAAACAACAACAUUGUUAGAGAUAGGGAAGAAAGCGAGUUCGUCUAUCAAUAUAACAACCCUCAAAACGAAGCAUCUUCAUCUUCACCUGGUUCAUUUCUUCAAGUUUCAGACCAUUCCCCGUUAGCUCCUCCACCUCCUCCCAUUGUUAUUUCACCCCAGGAAGUUGACAAUUUAACUAUAACGUUGGAAAAGAAUCAGCAAUGUGCAUGUUCUGAAUGUGGGAAGCUGUUCAACUCUGUUUGGUACUUAAAACAGACCUAUAAAUUUCGUUCAAAUCUGUACCAACACAAAUGCCCCGAACGGAAUCGUCUUUUAGUUGCCGGCGAGUUCAAUAUGAUUGGACAUCCAUACCGGCGUCGAGCAUAUACUAGAUCAGCCGACAAGAAAAAAUUGAAAGAGCAUAAAAUACAAAUGUUGCAAAAUCAGAAACAACAAUUUAAUAAUGAUAAGCAACUUAAUGGGGGUAAAUAA